Messenger RNA from Bombina bombina (fire-bellied toad), 6928 nucleotides. RefSeq names its product tight junction protein 1 (gene TJP1). Gene Ontology annotation, cellular component: bicellular tight junction; plasma membrane. Gene Ontology annotation, biological process: protein localization to cell-cell junction; cell-cell adhesion; positive regulation of blood-brain barrier permeability. Gene Ontology annotation, molecular function: cell adhesion molecule binding. The record is from RefSeq and is a predicted model, not a curated record. Lineage: Eukaryota; Metazoa; Chordata; Amphibia; Anura; Bombinatoridae.
CUCCGCUGCCAUUGUACAGACGUUCCCUUAGGAAGUACGAGUCCAGUCAGUAUCCGGAGCUCGUUUACAGGACUCACACACCGGGGACGGAUCUUGGGCCUUCGUGUUGGGGAACUUACAUAGGAUUACAGGGGAAGGGAAUAUAAACUUUUGGUGUCACUCCGCUCUCAUCCCGGAGGCUCUUGCAGGUGACCGAGUCCCGUGGCGGCCGCUGCUUUUCCUCUACUGAAAGUUGUUUUCCCCCGCCCCGCUAGGAGAUGUGUAUCCGGGCGGUGUGAGGGGAGGAGGGAGACGGGAGUGACACUGACACUAGAGCCUCCAGGGGGAUCGGGACAGGGGGCUCUGUACCAGGAAUCAAGAUGUCGGCCAGAGCCACUGCUAAUAAGAAUACUGUAAUGGAAGAGACUGCAAUAUGGGAGCAGCAAACCGUAACUCUUCACAGGGCUCCAGGCUUUGGAUUUGGCAUUGCAAUAUCAGGAGGCAGAGAUAAUCCUCAUUUUCAGAGUGGUGAAACCUCAAUUGUUAUUUCUGAUGUUCUUAAGGGAGGUCCAGCUGAAGGCUUGUUACAGGAAAAUGACCGUGUUGCAAUGGUCAAUGGAGUUUCGAUGGAUAAUGUAGAGCACGCUUUUGCUGUUCAGCAGCUAAGAAAGAGUGGAAAAAAUGCCAAAAUUACAAUUCGACGGAAAAAAAAAGUACAGCUUCCUGUAGUUCGUCCUGACCCAGAUCCAGUGUCGGAAAAUGAAGAGGACAGUUAUGAGGAUGAUGUGCCUGACCAGAGAAAUGCCCAUAGUGGGACUCUUGUAAGUAGAAGAAGCGAGAAGAGCUGGGUAAGGGAUAGAAGUGCAAGCAGAGAGAGAAGUUUGUCGCCAAGAUCAGACAGAAGAUCUGUUGCUUCCAGUCAACCUCCAAAACCUUCCAAAGUGACCUUGGUGAAAUCCCGAAAAAAUGAAGAAUAUGGCUUAAGACUUGCCAGCCACAUAUUUGUAAAAGAAAUAUCUCAAGAUAGCUUGGCAGCUAGAGAUGGAAAUAUUCAAGAAGGAGAUGUUGUCCUUAAGAUUAACGGCACAGUCACAGAAAAUAUGUCUUUGACUGAUGCAAAAACAUUAAUAGAAAGAUCAAAGGGCAAGUUAAAGAUGGUGGUUCAAAGAGAUGAGCGAGCAACUCUACUAAAUGUCCCAGAUCUGGAUGACAGCCUUCAUUCUGCCAAUGCUUCAGAAAGAGAUGACAUUUCAGAAAUUCAGUCGCUGACAUCCGAUCAUUCCAACCGUUCACAUGACAGGCCUCGCCGCAGCCGUUCACGGUCUCCUGACCAGAGAUCUGAGCCUUCAGAUCAUUCCAGACAUUCUCCACAACAACUCAGCAACAGCAGAGCCAAAGCCAGUAUAUGCACAGCCUGGACAACCAGAUGUGGAUUUACCAGUCAGUCCAUCAGAUGGACCUUUUCCCAAUUCUACACAUGAAGAUGGCAUACUUAGGCCGAGCAUGAAAUUGGUGAAGUUUAAGAAAGGCGAUAGCGUGGGGUUGCGUCUGGCGGGUGGUAAUGAUGUCGGAAUUUUUGUGGCUGGAGUUUUAGAGGACAGUCCUGCUGCUAAAGAAGGAUUGGAAGAAGGUGACCAAAUUCUGAGAGUAAAUAAUGUGGACUUUACCAACAUUAUCAGGGAGGAGGCAGUACUUUUCCUUCUUGAUCUUCCCAAAGGAGAGGAGGUCACCAUUCUUGCCCAGAAAAAGAAAGAUGUAUACCGUCGAAUAGUUGAGUCAGAUGUUGGAGAUUCCUUUUAUAUAAGAACUCAUUUUGAAUAUGAAAAAGAAUCUCCUUAUGGCCUAAGUUUUAACAAAGGCGAGGUAUUUCGGGUGGUGGAUACCCUUUACAAUGGAAAACUUGGAUCGUGGCUAGCGAUCAGAAUUGGUAGAAACCAUAAGGAAGUUGAAAGGGGGAUCAUUCCCAACAAAAACAGGGCUGAACAACUUGCUAGUGUUCAAUACACGCUUCCUAAAACGGCAGGUGGUGAUCGUGCAGAUUUUUGGAGAUUCCGUGGCCUUCGAAGCUCCAAGCGAAAUCUCAGAAAAAGCAGGGAAGACAUUUCUGCCCAGCCUGUUCAGACAAAGUUUCCAGCUUAUGAGAGAGUUGUCCUGCGAGAAGCUGGGUUUCUCAGGCCUGUUGUCAUUUUUGGCCCUAUUGCUGAUGUUGCAAGAGAGAAGUUAGCAAGAGAAGAACCAGAUAUCUAUGAAGUGGCAAGAAGCGAACCUAGAGAUGCAGGCACUGACCAGCGCAGUUUGGGCAUCAUCCGUCUUCACACAAUCAAACAGAUUAUUGACCGGGAUAAGCAUGCUCUUCUUGACGUCACUCCAAAUGCUGUAGACCGUUUGAAUUAUGCACAGUGGUAUCCAAUUGUAGUGUUCCUUAAUCCAGACUCCAAGCAGGGUGUGAAAACAAUGCGAACGAGGUUGUGUCCAGAAUCUCGCAAAAGUGCCAGAAAACUGUAUGACCGUUCACACAAGCUACGAAAAUACAAUCAUCAUCUUUUCACAACUAAUAUAAAUCUAAAUUCAAUGAAUGAUGGAUGGUAUGGAGGACUGAAAGAGGCGGUUCAACAACAACAGAAUCAGUUGGUUUGGGUCUCGGAAGGCAAAGCAGAAGGAGGCACAGAUGAUGACCUUGAUUUGCAUGACGACCGUCUAUCCUACUUGUCAGCACCAGGUAGUGAAUACUCAAUGUAUAGUACUGAUAGUAGACACACUUCAGACUAUGAAGACACUGACACAGAAGGAGGGGCUUACACGGACCAGGAUCUGGAUGAAACGCUUAAUGAUGAGGCUGGAACUCCACCUGAAUCUGCUAUCACACGUUCUUCUGAACCAGUCAGAGAAGACACAUCGGCAAUACAUCAGGAUGGCCAAGCUUUCCCUGCAUAUCCACCUCAGCCACAGCCCAUUGCUGCAACAGAUUCUCCAGAAUUUAAAAAUAUACCAUCUCAACAGAAAGCAGAUGCCUUUCCUGCAGCCCCUUACCUUUCUCUGCCGCCUGAAACAAACCCUGCAACCUCAGCAGCUGCUGUAACUCCUAAUGUUAAUUCAAGCAAUGCCAGAUUGGAGGAUCCCAAACCUGCCCCUUACAACUCUUACCAAGCACAAUCUGGCCCCUUGCGACCACCAAACAGUGAGGCAGCUCACAUAAUGCUAAGAGACCAAGAUCCUUCAUCUUUACCGGUUCACAUAGAUCCAGCAAAGGUAUUCAGAAAGGAGACAUAUGCAACUGAAGAGAAUUCUAGGCAAAUUUAUAUGAUGAAACCCCAAAUACUUAGCCAUCAAAGUCAGAGACAUGAGAGAGACUCCAGUUUAAGUUAUGAAGCCCUUCCAGCCUAUGCAGAUAAGCCAAUGAAUAGGGAAUAUGAUCAUUCAUAUAGAUAUGACCCCACGUCAGAUUAUGUAGAUCAAUUAACGCACAAUUAUGAACCUAGAGUACGUUAUGAUGAUCAUGUGCCUACUUAUGAAGAGAAGUGGGGUUAUUAUGAUGAUCAACAGCCAUAUCAAUCUAGACCACAAUUUGACAAUAAGCCCACACGGGACUUCAAUGUUCGACAGCACUCUGAAGAAAGCCUUGACCGCAGCUACUUUUCCCAGCAACCUCGAUUUGAGGAGCCGCCACCUAUUCCUUAUGACAAUCGACCCCGUCCAUCUAAAAACUAUAAACCACCCCAAGUACUUUAUGAUGAAUCACCUCAAGCAGAAUAUGAUAUGCAUAUUCGUUACAAACCAGAAGCUCAAAGUUUUACUUCUCCUCCCACAUCUAGGCCUGCCGAUUCAAAACCAUAUUUUGAUCAGCACACAAGAGGUUAUGAUCAUAGUUCAUCACAAGUGUUUAACUCAAAGCCUGGCCAGUAUGAUCUUUCUCCUAGAAUGGAAGCUAUGCCCCCCCCUGCCCCAUUGAAGCCAGAGUUGCAGCCCUCUGCCAGUAAACUAUCUGCACCUGUGAAUGAAGAUGAAGAUGAUCCAGCCAUGAAACCACAGUCUGUGCUUACCAGGGUUAAGAUGUUUGAGAAUAAAAAAUCAACCCAAGGAGAAAAGAAUAAGGAGAUCAAUGACACAUCUGUUGUGAAGGUUCCAGAAGUUGCCCCUAAGCCUCUGGUUGCACCUGUAAGUGCUCCUAAAGCAGCCCCACUGCCUCAUUAUGAACCAGAAAAGUCAACAUACAGAGUACCUGAGCCACAGAAACCUCAAAUAAAGCCUCCAGAAGAUAUAAUUCGCUCUAAUCACUAUGAUCCUGAGGAAGAUGAGGAGUACUACCGAAAGCAGCUCUCGUAUUUUGAUAGAAGAAGCUUUGAUAAACCCACUCCCCCACUUUCUACCAACGUACUUCCUGAACCUGCAAAACCUGUGCAUUCUCAGAAUCAGAUAAACUUUAACAAUUACCCUUCAAAGGGAAAACCUGCAGAAACAGAACCUCUUGAACGAUCUAUUAGCGAGAAACGUUAUGAUCCCACUCCUCAGGUUUCGCCCCCAACGCAGUAUAACCAAACUUCUCCAGUGGUUGUAAACCAUUCUUCACACACAAAGCUUUCGCAUUCAGAAGUAAGCUCUAUCUCAGUUGAAGUUCCAAGUUCCAUUGUGUCUAAACCAGAGCCACCUCCCCCACAUGUCAAGCCAACAAUUUUCAGGCCUUCUAACAGAGAAGAUACUGUGCAGUCAAAUUACUAUCCUCAGAAAAGCUUUCCUGAAAAAAGUCCUAUUAAUGGCAUAGAGCCAACUCCAAAAACAGUCGCUCCUUCCUACAACCGCUUUACUCCUAAACCCUACACAAGUUCUGCCAGACCUUUUGAACGCAAGUUUGAAAGCCCCAAAUUCAACCACAACCUGCUGCCAAACGAAGCACAAGUUAAACCUGAGCUACCCACCAAACCUCAAAACUCGCCUCAACCCAUUUUAAAAUCAAGCAAUGUGACAAUGCCUCAAGAGCUUGAUAGCAUUUCUAAGCAAACUGAAAGCAAGUCCAAAUAUCAACCGAAUAAUGUUAAUGCAGUGCCUAAAGCAAUUCCUGUGAGCCCUUCUGCUUUGGAAGAUGACGAGGAAGAUGAUGCGCACACAGUAGUGGCAACAGCAAGGGGCGUUUUCAACAGCAAUGGUGGUGUGUUAAGUUCCAUAGAAACGGGUGUUAGUAUCAUCAUACCCCAAGGAGCAAUACCUGAUGGAAUAGAGCAAGAAAUUUACUUCAAGGUCUGCAGGGAUAACAGCAUUCUGCCACCCUUGGAUAAAGAGAAAGGGGAGACACUGCUUAGUCCUUUGGUAAUGUGCGGACCCCAUGGAUUAAAGUUCCUGAAGCCAGUGGAGCUGCGCCUACCACACUGUGCGUCUAUGACUCCUGAUGGUGACCCUAAACACUGGCAGAACAAGUCUCUUCCUGGUGACCCUAACUAUCUUGUUGGAGCUAAUUGUGUCUCUGUUUUGAUAGACCACUUCUAAGCCUCCUUAGUAACCAACAGAGAUAAUGUGAAGCCUUCUUGAAUCUAUUUAUCUUUUCAAGUUCUAUUGAGUAUUAACUGAAUUCAAGUAACAGUGGGACUCAAUACUGUUAAUUUGACCUGAACUUAGGUUUUAUGGUGUCAUGAUCAGAGUAAGGCCUCAGCUGUAUCAUGGCAUGGUGGUGCCGUUAAAAAUCAGUUCCUUGUCUCUCCUGAAAGUGGCAUAUUUUAGUUGCUUCAUUUUCUACAAAGGACCAAUGCUCAGACACUAGAAAAUAUAAUAAGAAAAUGCCACAAACAAGAGUUUUCAUUCCCCAGCAUUAUAUGAUAUUUAUAUGAAACACCUUACUAUUUUAUUUCCAAAGUUAGUUAGCUGUUUUUUCUAUCAUUAGAAAAAUGAAAACGCCUACAGCCAUGAUUUUGAGAAUAGGGAUCCCCCAUCUAUAAGCACAAUUGACUUUUCUGCAGAAGGGAAUUGUGACACAUUUCCAAAAAGGUGUUACAAAUAUCUCUAACAGUAAAUGGUUGAAUAUCCAUUUCUAAACUAGAAACUAUUGUAAAGUAACAUGAACAUGCCCGUUUAUUUUCUUUAAUGAAGUUCAGUUUAUGGUUGGCUGACUGUAAGUUCAGGUGCUUCCAUGAAUCUGUAAAAUAACUUAUUAAUACACACAUUUAACCAGCAGGGAUGCCUUACCCUUAUUAUAGUCUUAGAUUUCCUUAUAGUUCUCUGUAUUAAAAAGUUCAUGUCUUUCUGCGCUUAUUUAGGGUAAUGUAAAAUAAUGAUUGAAGAAAAUUUUGAUUUAUUAUGAACUAAUUUUUGAGGUGAGCACGAAAGAGCGUGAAUACUUACCUCUUCUGUUGGCCAGAAGCGACUGAAUGAAAUUGUAUGUUUUCUGCUAUGCAUUUGAAAAAUUCUCAAAGAUGUUACAAUUGCCUGUAUAUAUAAUGCGUGCAUACCACCUAUUGUUUUUUUUUUGGUUUGUAAAUUUAACUUUUUUAAGCUUUACUUUUUUGUAUAAAAAAGAAAACUGAACGUUUCUUAAAGAAUAUCUUUGUACUCAUACCUUUUUUGAGCCUUGAACUUUGUAACAUCUGCAGCAAUAAAGCAGCAUUUCUACAGUACUCACCAGAAGAACGUUUUGAAGCGAAAUGCACAAAGUUGCUACGUUUAUAAAUGCUGAACAUAAAUCCUCAGAAUUAUCUAGUUUGUUUAAUCUCUUUAAAGUAUCCCUGCUGCAAUUUGUUAUAAGGAUGCUGUAUUAUGUGCCCUAAAAUGUAUUUUUUUACUAAUAGACAAUUUAUUAAGGCACAGCUGCACGGUCUCUUUAGAAGAUACAGCACUGCAUUCUCUUAAUUAUUAGUUCUUCACGUGUGGCUGAAUAUUUUUUUUUCCCCAUUCAGUUAUUAAAUACACAUUUUUAAAUAUAUAAAAUAAAACAAAAUAAAAUUGAUUUUAAAAUAAAAAUAAAUAA